AUGGCCGGGCUCCGGCCCCCUCCCGGCCGGCGCGGCACGGCGCGGCCUGGCUCCCGGCGGACCCGCCCCUUCCGCCGACGUCACUGCUCCUCCAGGCAACCGCCCCGCCUGGCGGAAGUGCGCACAGCGACUUCCGCCCGGCCUGAAGCUAUAGUCACCAACCGACUGGUCUCCUCCAUCCUCGGGAGCUCCGACGUUCUCGGAGACAGAAACCCUGUUCUUGUCCUAACCUGCCAAGGGGCCAUCAACGUGAGCACGCUGGCGUCGAGCAGAGAAGUGCGGGGCCCUGGGCCCGGGGCUCUCGGGCCCCUGCUGCCGCUGCUGCUACUUCUGCUCUUGCUACCGCUGCCCGCCAGCGCCUGGUACAAGCAUGUGGCGAGUCCCCGCUAUCACACAGUGGGUCGUGCCUCGGGGCUGCUCAUGGGGCUGCGCCGCUCGCCCUACCUGUGGCGCCGUGCCCUGGCCGGGGCCGCUGGACCACUCGCCCGGCUCCCAGGACCGGUCGCCGCCCGCAGCGCUCUCCUGCUUCCUUCACCCGGGCAGGAGCCGUGGGAGGUGCGAAGCAGGACCUCACGGGCAGGGCUUCCCGUCCAUGCACCCCGGAGUCCGCCGGACCUGGAGGGAGUCCGCCAACCAGAGCAGUCGCUAAGCCUUCAUUCCUGGAUCUCAGAGGAGUCCGCUGCUAGAGCCUUCGGAGAGACGCUUCGUGCCCAGCCAUGGUCCCUGCAGCAAAUUGUGUUUGCCGAUCCUGUCAGGCCCGACGACCAGCCCAAGAACUGAUGGCACCCCCACGCUUGACCUAGGCAGGAGCACAGCUUGUAGCUCCAGUCAGGCCUGUGGUCUGGUCAAUAAAACCAACCUGAUUCCUGCA
Molecule: messenger RNA, 871 nt
Organism: Apodemus sylvaticus (European woodmouse)
Lineage: Eukaryota; Metazoa; Chordata; Mammalia; Rodentia; Muridae
Gene: Npw
Product: neuropeptide W
Exons: 3
Coding region: 1-780 (259 amino acids)
Biological process (GO): feeding behavior; G protein-coupled receptor signaling pathway
Molecular function (GO): G protein-coupled receptor binding
Source: RefSeq, a predicted model, not a curated record